Pedinophyceae sp. YPF-701 is the source of this 2571-nucleotide messenger RNA. Lineage: Eukaryota; Viridiplantae; Chlorophyta; Pedinophyceae. The record is from the annotation of a GenBank genome assembly.
AUGGCGAAUUUCGCCGCGAACGCCGGCGCCUCCGCGGCGCGAGCAGGGGGCGGACGGCUCGACGUCGUCAACGAGUUCCUGAUCGCGGCGGACGGCGACGACCUCAUCCGGCCGGUCGCCGUGUUGCGCGUCCCAGAGGCGCUGAACGGGAGCCGCCUGCAGCAUGCUGUUGACGCCGUUUGCGGCAGCAACCCGCAGCUGCGCGUACAGGUCGACGCGGAACGUGGCGCGUACGCGUUUGCGGAAGCACCGCAGCCGCCAAGGGUGAUCGUGCAUGCAAAGGGCCGCGCCAGCGGUCUGUCGGGAUACGAGAGCUCUAGCUCGAGCAGCGACAGCGACUACGAGCUGCCUGGAUGUGGCCAGGCAGCGACCCGCGCAGGGGACGGCGGAGAUUAUUUCACAGGCGCCGAAGACUGGGUGAUUGAAGACGAGACGUUCUCUCCAUGGCUCGCGGAGCUCGCACGAGAACUCGCUACAGGAAUGAGCACGGCCGACACCGCGAGCGGCGUCCCGUUCAGGUUGGUUGCUGUGGUCGAUCACACAGCCCGCACGACGGCGCUGGUGAUGCGCGCGCACCACGCCUUGCUCGACGGCUGGUCCAUGGGCAGCAUCCUCCUCGCCAUAUGCGCCGAGUACGACAAGCCGCACAGGGGGCGCAGGAUCAGCUCCGCGGCCGUGUGGGAGGCGAUGAGCCCCGGCCAGCUCCCCUGCCGCCCGCAACCAAUCCUGCAACUCCAACGCACCGCAGACGCGCACCUGCGCACCUGGCAGGCCCGCCUCCGCGUCGUCCUCCUCGCCGCGCUGCACCUCGCAUGGUGCUCGCUCGGCCUCCUCCUCGGAGCGCUCAACUUGUACGCCCGCGCUCAGCCAAGCGGCGCAACCCUCCCAGACACCCCCACCUUCCAACGCAUCCAAACCGCGCAGCAGAGUACGCCGCGGCUGCGCCGCGUCGUCGCGAUGCCGGGCCGCCCGAAGAAAGUCGCGACGCCGCCGCCGACGCCGGCGAACGCGCCCGCGCCGCUGCGCUCUUCGGCCGCCAUCGCGCAACACCCCCCUGCGCCUGACUCCCCGCGGCGGGGCUCGACGGGCAUGAUCCGCAUCCCGCUCGCGCGCCGCCGGCUGAACCAGCUGUUCACCGCCGCGGCGUCCCCGGCAGCGCCGCGGGCGGCGGGAGCGACUGGAAGCGAUGCUGCGCCCGCUCAAGCGCACGCCCUGACGGCGCUCGAUAUCUGGCGGAGCCGGUGGCACGGCGAGCCCGUCGCCCCGCCGCAGCAGCCGCAAGCUGCGCCGGCCCCGCCGGCCGCCCCGGCGGGGCGGGACACGGCAGCGCUGUUGUCGUCGCACUCCCUGGCGUCCACCCCUGUGGUGAGCCUCGCGCCGUCGCGGCCGGGAACGCCGCCGCCCGUGGCGCUGCCGGUGUCGUCGAAGACCGCACAGGACCCCGGGGACGUCCUGUCGUGGUGCACGCGCGCCCUCAGCACCGAGCAGUCCGUCGUGCCGCCAGUGCGGUCGCUGUCGGAAUCGGACGUCGCCAUCCACCUGCUCGCGUCUGCGAGCACCGAGGAGGGCCAACAGACCGUCCUGCGGGGGGCUGCUGGGAUCCCUGCCGAGCGCGAGGGCCCUGCCAAGCACCGCAGCACCCCAUCGCUCGGCGAAUGGGACCGGACCCCGUCCAGCUCCGAACCGUCCCUGCGGCGCUCCUCGGAGCAGUCCACGGACGGGGUCGCGUCCGACGCGCCCGCGGUCCCCCCGGGGCGCGGUGCGUACGUCGCAGCGACGCUGUCACAGGACGCUACGUCGCGCGUGCGCGCGGCGGCCCGGCGCAACCACGCCAAGAUGGGCGCCGUCAUCAAUGCUGCGGCGCUGCGCGCCCUCGCCGUCGUGCUGCGCGAGCGGUCGGCGUGCGGCGACGUGGUUCUCCCGGGCACGCUGCGGCGCGCGCUGUCCACGCUGGUGCUCGGGUCCCCGUCGACGUGCCUGAUGCUCGAGGCGGUGAACAUGCGCGGGAGGCUGGGCGACCCGCCGGCGCCCGCGGUGAUGCUUGGGUCCGGCGCGCUGCUGACCGCACAUCCCGCUCCGCUGGAGCACGGUGGGUCCUCAGGGCCCUCGGGGCUGUGGCGGCACGCCGCGCGCUGCGCGCAGUGCACGGCGCUCGCGAUGCGCAUCGGCCUGGCCGCCGCGAACCUCACGUGGAUCUGGCUCGCGCAGCUUUUGUACGGCGUACGCGACGCUGGCAUCCGCCACUUCUACGCCGCCGCCGCCGCCGCGCGCCUCGCGCCCGUCGGCGCCCUCGGUCUCUUCGUGGACAACCUCGGCGACCUGGACCGCAACCCCGCCACGCGCCUCGCCAUUCCGCGGCGCUGGCGCAACCGCUUCUGCGGCGUUGGCGUCUCCGCGGGGGCGAACAGCGCCGCGCUCGCGCUCGCCGCGUGGGCGCACGUGUUCGUGGGGUCCUCGGGCGGCCGGCUGUGCGCCGUGGCGCACGCCCCGCCCGGGCGCCUGCGCCGCGCGGAGCUGCGCCGACUCCUUGCGCUCUUCUGCCGCGAGCUUCUCGACGCCAGCCGGGAGUGA